AUGAGGAGAACCUUGGCAUUUACUUGUGAAGAUGAUUUCACACAUUGUACUCAAGAUGAAGACCACGGCUCUAGAAGAGCCGGUCCAGGUGUUGGAGCCAUUGGAAAGCCAUAUAGAGGAAGACAACGAAGGAUGAUGCCAUACAACGAGGACUCAUUGUCGGCCAGUUUUGAGUCGAUGAGUGUAGAGACUCAAUUCAGUGAUUCAUCAAACGAAGCCAACAUUUAUGCCCCUUAUGCAAUGAGUUAUGGUCAGCCUCCUCAAAAUCUUUCAAGUUCCACUGAUGAAGAGUAUGAAAGAUUCAGGUUAGCAGGGAAAGUGGCACUAAUAACUGGUGGAGCCAGUGGCAUAGGCGCCUGCACUGCCAAGUUAUUUGUGAAACAUGGUGCCAAGGUCAUAGUGGCAGAUGUCCAAGACCAACUUGGGCGCUCCCUUUGCCAAGAAAUUGGUCCCGCAGAAACCGUUUUCCAUGUCCACUGCGAUGUAACAUGUGACUCCGACGUCCAAAACGCCGUCGACACUGCCAUAUCCAAAUAUGGGAAACUCGACAUCAUGUUCAGCAACGCCGGCGUCCAUGGCGAAAUGGAGUCAAGAAUCAUACUCUCUGAUAACACAAACUUUAAAAGGGUUUUCGAUGUGAAUGUGUAUGGGGCCUUCUUGGCCGCUAAGCAUGCCGCUAGAGUUAUGAUUCCAGCUAAGACAGGAUGCAUUAUAUUUACGUCAAGUGUGGCUUCAGUUGUUUCGGAGGAGAUCUCACAUGCAUAUGUGGCAUCGAAGCAUGCUGUGGUGGGACUUGCCAACAACUUAUGUGUGGAGUUGGGACAAUAUGGGAUAAGAGUUAAUUGCAUAUCUCCGUUCGGAGUGGCAACACCUAUGUUACAGAAAGGAUUGGGAAUAAUGGAGAAGAGGAAGGUUGAAGAGUUAGUUUCCUCUGCGGCCAACCUAAAAGGUGCGGUGUUAGAGGCGGAAGACAUCGCAGAGGCAGCCUUGUAUCUGGGGAGCGAUGACUCCAAGUACGUUAGCGGGAUCAACUUGGUGGUGGAUGGCGGUUACAGCAUUACUAAUCCCUCUGCUGGAAUGGUAUUUAAAUCUCACUUGUCAUCAACCCAUCCAUCCCAAAACUAAAAUCAAUCCCUUCUUAAUUCUGUUUCCUAAUAAAUUAACCUAGUUUUGUCAACGUUCUCAUGUUCAUUGUUCA
This is a messenger RNA of Vitis vinifera (wine grape), 1198 nucleotides long. RefSeq names its product short chain aldehyde dehydrogenase 1. NCBI's taxonomy places the organism in Eukaryota, Viridiplantae, Streptophyta, Magnoliopsida, Vitales, Vitaceae. The record is from RefSeq and is a predicted model, not a curated record. The coding region runs from base 1 to 1125 and encodes 374 amino acids. Gene Ontology annotation, molecular function: oxidoreductase activity, acting on the CH-OH group of donors, NAD or NADP as acceptor. The transcript is spliced from 3 exons.